CACGCGGAAUUUAGAUUAAACAUGGCCAGGAUAUCCCCAAGAGUCUUUCGUUCCAUGCUCAUCAUUUUUUCCACCGUAUUUGGGUUUAUGACAUUACUGCGACUUCAAAGGAACCUGACUCCUGGUAAUUCUGGUUCUUACCUUGGUGGUCUGUCUGAGAAACAAGUUGAAUGGUCUCGAUUUGCAUACACCCAAUAUGCUACCGACAGAUCUUAUCUGUGCAACUCGCUCAUGCUUUUCGAGGCUCUUCAUCGUCUUGGAAGCAAAGCCGAUCGCUUGUUAAUGUACCCUUCGAGUUUUCUCAUAUCUGAGAACGAUACUUCAAUAGAAGCUCGUUUACUUCGCUUUGCAAGGGACGAGUAUGCUGUCAAAUUAAAGCCAGUUGACGUGAUUAUGAAGGGAGGGGGAGGUGCACCAUGGUCAGCGAGCUACACAAAACUCCUCGCAUUUAAUCAAACAGAAUAUGAUCGAGUUCUUAACUUGGACUCGGAUGCAACCCUUCUACAGGCUAUGGACGAGUUAUUCUUACUCCCACCUGGCUCGGUCGCCAUGCCACGGGCCUACUGGUUAGAUACAAAGGAUCUAAUCUUUACUUCUGGACUCAUGCUCAUUCAACCGUCCCAAUUUGAGUUUGAUCGUAUAAUGGAUGAAAUUUCCAACGCUCCUUCCGACAUCUACGACAUCUACGACAUGGAGAUCAUGAACAAGCUGUAUGGCGAUAGUGCGCUGGUCGUACCACAUCGUCCCUAUACUCUUUUAACGGGAGAGUUCCGCUCCAAGAAUCAUGACUCCUAUCUUGGCAACACGGAAGAACUGUGGGAUGCUGAUAGAAUCCUCAAAGACGCCAAAUAUUUACACUUUUCUGACUGGCCAGUUCCUAAGCCCUGGAUUGCGGCUACUCGUGAUGUGAUCAACAAUACGCAGCCUCCUUGUGAAUUCAAUCCUGCAACUGGUCAACAAGAUGAUUGUCGUAUCCGGGAACAUUGGUUAGGGAUAUACAAGGAUUUCCGAACCAGAAGACAGGUAGCUCAAGCCCAUCCUGACUUGAAAUUACUUUCUUAUGAAGCUUACCAAACAUGA
Molecule: messenger RNA, 1080 nt
Organism: Penicillium malachiteum
Lineage: Eukaryota; Fungi; Ascomycota; Eurotiomycetes; Eurotiales; Aspergillaceae
Product: CAZyme family GT8
Exons: 4
Molecular function (GO): glycosyltransferase activity
Source: RefSeq, a predicted model, not a curated record